Molecule: messenger RNA, 2924 nt
Organism: Notodromas monacha
Lineage: Eukaryota; Metazoa; Arthropoda; Ostracoda; Podocopida; Cyprididae
Source: the annotation of a GenBank genome assembly
UUUUUUUUUUACUUUUCAGGAUCUCGGUUGAUUCAGUUUCGCCUUCGGCUUUUUUUGUUGGCCCGCGUCAUUUAGGGUUUAGUGAGCCUUGACCUAGGUGAUAUUUAGAUACGAUGACGGCGGGGCGAUCUUCGUUUGUGAAGAACGCUGAGCUAAGGCAUGUCUCAUCCGGUGGUCUGGUGGACUUUCCUCCCGUUGUUUCCUACGAUUCUCAGUACAUUUUAAUAGGCUCAAGCAGUGGACCGAUUUUUCUCUUCGCAUCAAAAACCGGAGCGUGUCUCGGUAACCUGACGUCCCAUGAUCGCUUGGUUGGUUUCGAUGUGCUGAAGAAUGUGCUUGAGCACAGAGUUGUCGGCGUUUAUGUUGCGAGAAAAUGCGCGGAUGGCCUUGAUAAUCAGGAGUCAUGCGUAGUCCGAAUUUGGGACUACACUCGAGGCAAAAUAGUGGACGAGAGGCUGAUCGCUCUUCCCACAGCACCAGGCAACGUCCGGUUGGGGUUCGUUUUUCCGGGUCAGCCGCAACCUCAGGUUUUCGCAGGGGUCGUGUCAGUGUCAGCUCGCUCUGGAAUGUCAACGACGAAGUGCUGCUUGUGGAAGCUGAUGGAUAUAGAAGGAUGCAAUGAAUUAAUCCCUGCAUAUGACGCCAUGUGUGAAGUGAUGAAAGUGACUGCAGAUGCGAGAGCAGUGGCGGCGAGCGUAGCGUGUGGUUUCAUCGCUGGGGUCACUCAGGAUACGUUGACUGUUGUGCGCGUGCCAGCGAGAUCACGCGAUUCAGUGACGAAGUUGCCCAGCAGAGGCAUUGCAUUCACUGCUGUCGCGACCCAUCCGUUCCAAGAGAUCGUCGUCCUGAGUGAUGCUCUGGGCAGAAUCGUUGUAAUUAACGACGUGUUCAAAUCUCAAGUGCGGAGUAUUUAUCAUUGGCAUCACUUGCCGUUGUACUGCUCCCGCUUUUCGAGUUCAGGGGCAUAUAUCAACUCUGGUGGAGCAGAGCGAGUUUUGGUCCGCCAUGCGAUCGAGGACAAGAAGCGAGAUUAUUUAUCUUGGCUCGACGCACCAAUCGUGCAAUUGGCUUUCUCUCCCGAUGAUACUUUUUGUAUUACCGCCCAUGAUGAUAACAGCAUCAGAUUGAUAUCAGCCAACAAUAAUGUCCAAGCGAUGAUCAGAGGAUUCGCUAUCAAUGUGAAGAAAGCGAAGAAGGAUGAUGAUUCGUCAUGCAAGGAAUCCAGCUAUCCAGUUGGACUAGUUGUGGACCCUCGUUCCAAUUGUUUGGUGACAAAUGGAGUUGUUGGCCAUGCCCAGUUUCUCCGCGUUGAUCCUUUCCGUGUGAUGGACAGAGUAGACAUUGUGCAGCAGAACACGGUGGAAGAACUGGAGGUUCAAGUUGCAGUUACGGACGUGGAGUCCAUCCGGUUUUCUGAUUCAGGAAACUUGAUGGUCACCGCAGAAAGAUUGCGUGAUGGAAUCCACGCCACUGAAUUGCGCCUCAAACUUUGGUCGUGGUCCAACUCUGAAUCCAAGUACUGCUUGGACGUGGUGCUGGAGAUGCAAGACGCGGAAAAGCUUCUUGGAAUGGAAUUCCAACCGGAAGCGUUCAGCCAAAAUGGAAUGCUUGCUGUGUUGACGGAUGACAAGCGGUUGAGGAUUUUCAUUGAGGAAAAAAUGACCAUCACGAAUGCCGAAGAAUCCUGGAGGUGUCUUGAAAUGGAGCGUUUUUCCUGCCAAGAGCCAACGUGCAUGGCAUUCUCUUUCGAUGGAUCUGUCUUAGCUGUCGGGUUUGAAGACAUGGUAAAAUUGUGGAAUCCGUAUCCUCUGCUUUCGCGGUGUAAAAUCCAGUGGCCUGCCACAUUUUUGGGUGAAAAAGAUCCCAUCAGAGAAGUAAAAUUCGGAAGAUUCGGUAGCCAGCAUCUGUUGUUGGCAGCGUCAAGCACUGUGGUACUCUGUUGGUCGUUAUUGGAUAUGAGACCGGUUUGGUGCAUCAGAAUGCCUGUUCUAAAGCUGAUUUCUGAUCCUGCCUCUCAGUUUUUUGCCGUGAUUACCCGCAACAACACGCUGCAUUUGUUCCAGCCGGAGAAACCGUGUGAUAAACGUACCUACCGUUUCGAAUUGCCCGCAAGUUUCGACGGCGAGUUGUCUCAAGUGUUGGCAGCUGCAUUCUUCCCGAAAAAUUGCCGAGUUAAUUACGAUUGUCAAGGCAUGAGGCACAUGCCACCGUCACGCAUUAUUCUCUUAUCGUCGAGUGCGGAGUUGUAUACUGCAGAUCUGACGAAGAAUCGAGAAGAUGGCGUGGAAGAAGAAAGAUUGAAAAUGGUGAAUUUGGUGCAGGAAAUGGAGUUGAUGACGCCGUUCGCGAAAUUCGUUGCCCCACUGAGGUCCGUAAAUGAGGAAGGAACGAAUGAAGAAGAAUCGGAAGAGAUGCAAGGAGGAAAUGGGUCCAGUAGUGAUGGAUCUUUCGGUGGGAAGAACGUUCGCGAUUUCUUGAACAAGUUCCUGCUGCUGUCGAGUCAGAGUCUUCCGGGGAUGUCACUGAUUUUUGACGGUUUCGUCACCUCAGUCUUGUCCGAUGCUCACGCAAGACAGAAAAAAGAAAAUGAUGAGAACGAGAGGAAGAGGAGAAAGAAGAAAAAGAUGAAGGACGAGGAGGAUGUUGUUGUUUCCCUGCCAUUAGACAAAUACGAGCAACCAGUGGAAAUGGAGACUGAUGCCGCGUUGUCGGUAGAUUUGAUGCGAGGAGAAGUGGUUGACUCGCAAAUCCCGUCGGGUGACGCUCCGGACGACGAUGAAGAAGAAGAAGACGCCUCCUUGUUUGAUGCCGAUUCGAAAAUCAAAUUGAAUUUCUCUUUUUGGUCUCAAUUCCAGGACGAUGAUGCGGCAUUAUUGCAAGCGUCUGACGAGAAAUAAAACACCGCGUUGGUAAAAAAAAAAUAA